Messenger RNA from Nylanderia fulva, 1323 nucleotides. Its product is annotated as odorant receptor 82a. Gene Ontology annotation, cellular component: plasma membrane. Gene Ontology annotation, molecular function: olfactory receptor activity; odorant binding. The record is from RefSeq and is a predicted model, not a curated record. NCBI's taxonomy places the organism in Eukaryota, Metazoa, Arthropoda, Insecta, Hymenoptera, Formicidae. Gene Ontology annotation, biological process: detection of chemical stimulus involved in sensory perception of smell; sensory perception of smell.
UCGAGUUCGUUCCCUCGUUUGAGUCGUAUUACGCAAAACUCUUCUACGAGCGCGCUUUACCAAGAUUACAUAUCGCUGCGAAAUUUUUCCUCCGUAAUUUCUUUUCAUGGAUGCUAUCGAAGGGAACCAUCCUCGGAAGCAAACGACAACCAAUAAUGCUUUGAUAGUCCGCUAUCGCGUUUACAGUCGUCGCGUUCGCAUGAUGCUUCAUCUUGGUGGUGUUUUACAAGACCGAACACAUUCCGCGACCCAAUCGUACAUCGUUGGAUUCUUGGUGAUCUUUAUGUGCUUGCCUCAGUGUGUCUUCUUGUUUAAUUUCACUCGGCACCACGUUGGCAAUUUGUUGUUGAUAGUGAAGUGCUUCGGCCAGAUAUGCACCUUCUUCGCGCCUGUGUUAAUGUCAGCCUGCUUCCUGAAGAAACGCAAGAAAUUGAUCGAGCUCCACGAGACGUUGAAGGAUCUAUUUGAGCGGGAACUUGCGCAGGAUCCGGAAGUCGCUCUCGCGAAUUUAUACGCAUUCGACAGGCCAUAUUGGAUGGGGUUCUGCUUUACAGGAUUGACGAUCCUGUUCUACGUCUGUCCAUCAAUGAUAUCCAUAAUCCGUCAGAUCGUUCACCAGACGGAACCAAGGAGAUACAGAUUGCCCUUCAUGGCGGAGUUUCCGUGGACCGUUCAUGUCGACGGUGGUUUCCUAUUUUAUCUGCAUUAUUUGUAUCAUUUGAUCGUCGCCUGGUACAUAGUCAUCACUAUCAAUAGCGUCGAUGGCCUCUUCGGCUUCUACGCGUUUCAGAUCUCCUCGGUUCUGAACGCGAUGACCGUCAAAUUGAUAAAUUGGAGAUCUAGGGAGACGUUUUCGGAGAUGCUGGUAACUUGUAUACGGAUGCAUGGACAAUUACUCCAAUGCAGCAAUAUGUUGGAAGAUAUCUGGCAACUGAUAAUCGUACGACUGCUUCUUGUCAACAGCAUGCUUAUAUGCGCACUGAUCUUUGAAGCGAGCCAGUUUACAGAUAUUUCGAGCACUGAGGUUUUUGGAUUCGUCUUUUACAUAUCAUUAAAGCUUUUGCAAACAUUUAUGUAUGCUUUGUACGGCAACUUCAUCACAAGCGCGAGCGAACAAUUUUGCGAGGGAAUUUAUUUUAGCGAAUGGCCGGAUUCUAAUUUAGAUCGUCAUGUAAGGGCGAAUGUUAUUGUGACGAUGAUGCAAAAGCCGAUAACUAUAAGAGCACUAAAAAUGACAUCCGUAAAUGUCACUAUGUUUAGUAAUGUAAGCAUUUAAUUAACAAUUUAUCGAACAAAUCUUAGCGGAAGAUAUUAAAGCAGCUU